CACAGAAAGAAAGAAAGAGGUACCCCAUUCCGUGAAGAAUGGCGAGUGGGCUAUCGAUUGUUACGUUUCCUCAGUUUGCUUCUCAGGUUGAGCCAAAUAAGUUCCCUACUUCAAGUAUCAGCAUUUCUCAAUCUUCUUUUCGUGGGUUAUUUAUCAGAAGUCGCGGAACCUCUAGGAAUCAAUCCUCAUGCCGCUGCAACUUCAAUGAUCUUGGCGACAAACGAACAGAGAGAAGAAGCGGAAUCCAGCUCUAUCGUGAUAUUGAGAGACUUCUUACGGAGAGUGUCAAACAACAGUCUCAAUAUUCUAGGGCUAGCUCAGGAGACUGGACUGAAGUUGAGGGAGCAUGGGUUGUCAAGCCAAGGAAUUCCCAGCCUAAUUCAAUUGCACAUUUUGUUGGUGGUGUAUUUGUUGGAGCUGCCCCUCAGCUUACAUACCGUUUGUUUCUUGAGCGCCUUGCAGAAAAGGGUAUUUUGGUAAUUGCAACGCCUUAUGCUAGUGGAUUUGAUCACUCCUAUAUAGCAGAUGAAGCUCAGUUUAAAUUUGAUAGAUGUCUCCGGUCCCUACAGGAAUCAGUACAAGACCUUCCUUCGUUUGGGAUUGGUCAUUCUUUAGGAUCUGUCAUUCAUCUUUUGAUUGGCUCAAGAUAUGCCCUGAAAAGAAAUGGAAAUAUACUAAUGGCAUUCAAUAACAAGGAAGCGAGCUCUGCAAUCCCGUUACUUUCACCUGUAUUAGUCCCAAUGGCUCAAAGCAUUGGACCCCUUUUGUCACAAAUUUCUUCAUCACCAACUGUCCGCUUAGGGGCUGAAAUGACUCUUAAGCAGUUGGAGAAUCUUAGUCCCUCCAUAGCAAAGCAAGUGCGUCCACUGGUUGAACAACUUCCUCCAUUGUACUUGGACUUGGUAAACGGGAAGGAAAAUUUCAGUCCUGAGCCAGAAGAAACUCGAAGACUAGUUAGGUCAUACUAUGGGAUUUAUAGGAAUCUUUUAGUGCAGUUCAAAGAUGACACGAUUGAUGAAACUCCAACAUUAGCUGAAUUGCUUAGGUCCAGGUCUGCCGUUAGCUCAAUGCUAGACAUGUCGGUUAGCAUGUUGCCCGGGGAUCAUGGUCUUCCUCUACAACAGGCUCUUCCAGACGUUCCUCCUGCAAUGUUGGAUGCAGUUAACCGGGGAAGUGAUUUUUUAGCAAAUUUGACGGUUGGAAUGCCAUGGGAGAAUGUUGCAAAAGAAGCUGCAAGUACAUUGGGUAUUGACACUUGGAAAGACUUAGACUUGCUAGUGGAUGCCAUCUCUUCUUGGAUAGCUUCUAAUGCCUCUGGUCCACGACUUUUGAGGUCGUGAUUCGGUGCUCGAACAGAAACAGGUGAAAUGCAAAUAUGCAAUUCUUCUUAUCAUUGUGAAUAAGAAAAUUUAAGUUUAUUGAAUAUGCAAUCGAGUAACAUGAUAUCAUUGAAGAAAUCUUUCACAAGUUAUAUACAAAUGUUAAUGAAUGCAAUGAGUUUGGUUUGAAGGGA
This is a messenger RNA of Impatiens glandulifera, 1513 nucleotides long. RefSeq lists its product as uncharacterized. Lineage: Eukaryota; Viridiplantae; Streptophyta; Magnoliopsida; Ericales; Balsaminaceae. The transcript is spliced from 10 exons. The record is from RefSeq and is a predicted model, not a curated record. The coding region runs from base 39 to 1340 and encodes 433 amino acids.